CUGUUUUUUUGUUUUAGCCUUGUUUUAGUCAAAAUACAAUAAAAGCAAGAAUUAAGAAUACGCCCGUUAACUAGAAAAUAUUUGCAUCAAUGGCCCAAAAUUACGUGCGCGAAACAAAAGGAUUUAGUUAGCCAGACACUACCCAAAUCAAAUCAAAUGGAAUAUUGGAACUCGACUUCUAAGCAGCUGCAUUUCGAAGUGUUUGGCAAAUGCGGCUUUGAGGACGGGACUCUAGUUGAAAUCUCGGGGCCAAGCAAUAGCGGUAAGAGUCUUGUGAUGCAGAAGCUAAUAGCGCACUGCCUGGCUCCCUACAAGUACGGUGGGAGGCAAUGGAGCGUCGCAUUAAUCAGUCUCAGCCACAAAGUUAAUACGGAGUCAUUGGAAGAAGCCGUCAGAGCAGAGUUGCGGGAUUGGACUGGAUCUGGAUUGGAGGAUGUACCCACUGAAGCCGAGCAGGCGGAGAUAUCGAAGGAAUGUGCCCGUAAAGUUAAGUUCAUUAAUUGCUUCUCAACCGAAGACGUGAUAAACAGCCUCAGACAAGCUAAGUGGUCCUAUGUGGCAGGCCAGAAUAUCGAACUGAUUGCCUUGGAUACUCUGAGUGAGUUCUACUGGCUGGACUUUCGCACUAAGAAAGAAAAACUCAGCAAAUACAGGUAUUACAAGCAGUGGCAGACAAGACUAGGACAGGCCUGCAAGGAUGCUUUUGUUUGCGGCAUGUACACGGUGGACAGCAGUUUUCUGGAGAACAGAUAUGGAGAUUCGGGACUGACUAUGAAAAUUAACUAUUCUGUGAAAUUAACAAAAAAUCGCGGGAAGCAUACACUGAAUGGCAAGCCAAUUUCGUUUAAAGACAAUGUGUGAAGAAGUCAUGUGAUAGAUAUUAAAAAAUAAAUAUUUUAAUUAUAUUAAA
Drosophila pseudoobscura is the source of this 910-nucleotide messenger RNA. RefSeq names its product X-ray repair cross complementing 2 (gene Xrcc2). Lineage: Eukaryota; Metazoa; Arthropoda; Insecta; Diptera; Drosophilidae. Bases 157 to 861 code for a protein of 234 amino acids. Gene Ontology annotation, molecular function: four-way junction DNA binding. The record is from RefSeq and is a predicted model, not a curated record. Gene Ontology annotation, cellular component: Rad51B-Rad51C-Rad51D-XRCC2 complex; replication fork; centrosome. The transcript has a single exon. Gene Ontology annotation, biological process: DNA strand invasion; double-strand break repair via homologous recombination.